Prunus armeniaca (apricot) is the source of this 324-nucleotide messenger RNA. NCBI's taxonomy places the organism in Eukaryota, Viridiplantae, Streptophyta, Magnoliopsida, Rosales, Rosaceae. The record is from the annotation of a GenBank genome assembly.
AUGGCGUCGUUUGGGUCUUUAAAAUCUGCAAUCUUCGACAGAGAAGCGAGGAAACAGCAGUACCAGGCUCACAUUCUCGGCCUCAACGCCUACGACCGUCACAAAAAGUUUGUUAAAGAUUACGUUAGCUUUUAUGGUAGCGAAGAAUCUUCACAUGUCAAGCUGCCGGUCAAAACUGAUCAAGACACCCUAAGAGAAGGGUAUCGGUUCAUAAGAUCCGAGGAAGAUGAUAUGGACCGCUCUUGGGAGCAAAGGCUGGUUAAGCGAUACUAUGACAAGCUGUUUAAAGAGUAUCCUUUGCAAACUGGUGCUAUUUUCUUGUAA